Molecule: messenger RNA, 1747 nt
Organism: Gossypium raimondii (Peruvian cotton)
Lineage: Eukaryota; Viridiplantae; Streptophyta; Magnoliopsida; Malvales; Malvaceae
Product: serine carboxypeptidase-like 7
Exons: 14
Coding region: 153-1520 (455 amino acids)
Biological process (GO): secondary metabolic process; proteolysis
Molecular function (GO): acyltransferase activity, transferring groups other than amino-acyl groups; serine-type carboxypeptidase activity
Source: RefSeq, a predicted model, not a curated record
AAUAAAAUACAAACAAAAACAAAACGUGUAGCCGCUCUCGUUUUGUGACGAUUCAAAAGAGCUCCUCCCACGUACGUUCUGAAUGUGAAACUAAUAUCAGAUGCCAUGGUUGAAGAGCUAAGUUGUUAGUGGCAGCAUUAACACGUCAUAAGAUGGCCCUCCUAUUGUUUUUCUUCUAUCUUUCUCAGCUCGCUUUGGCUCAUGGUUCUGCUGUCAAGUUUCUUCCAGGAUUUGAAGGACCUCUUCCUUUUGAACUUGAAACCGGGUAUGUUGGUGUGGGUGAUUCAGAAGAAGCUCAACUCUUUUACUACUUUGUAAAGUCGGAGGGGAAACCUGAAGAUGACCCUCUCUUGUUUUGGUUGACUGGUGGCCCUGGCUGCUCUGCCUUCUCUGGUCUUGUUUUCGAAAUUGGUCCAUUGAAAUUCAAGGUCGACGUGUACAAUGGAAGCUUGCCUACGUUGGUUUACAACCCAUACGCAUGGACAAAGGUGUCAAACAUCAUAUUUAUAGAUUCACCAGUAGGCACAGGUUUCUCCUAUGCUACAAACAAUCGUGCUGCACAAACUGGUGACUUGAAACAAGUUCACCAUCUCCAUCAAUUUCUUCGUAAGUGGCUGAUGGCUCAUCCAGACUUCAUUUCGAAUCCAGUCUAUGUUAGUGGGGACUCGUAUUCAGGGAUUCCAGUCCCAGUCCUUGCUCAAGAGAUCUCAAAUGGAAACGAAGAAGGUAUCAAACCCGUAAUCCAUCUACAGGGAUACAUAUUGGGGAACCCUAAAACAGUGCCUAAUCUUGAAAAGAAACUUAAGAUUCCAUAUGUUUAUGGAAUGGGACUAAUUUCUGAUGAACUUUAUGAGUCAUUGAAGAGAAACUGUAAUGGACAAUAUCAAAAUGUAGAUCUUAAUAACAAGGCGUGUUUAGCAGAUAUUCAAUACUUGGAUAAGUGUAUAUCAGGAAUCAACAAUGCCCAUUUUUUGGAACCUGAUUGUGGUUUGGAUUCCCCAAAACCAAGAAAGAACGGUCGAAGGCGUUUUCUUGAUGGACACCAACUCCUUAAUGAUGAGCCACUUCCUCCGCUUGCUUGUCGUACUUAUGCAUACUACCUCUGUCGUCAUUGGGCUAACGAUGAUAAUGUCCGAAAUGCUCUCCACAUUAGGAAGGGAAGCAUAGGAAAGUGGCUACGGUGCAAUCAUGGAUUACCUUAUAACAAUGAUGUCCCAACCAGCUUACCGUAUCAUGCAAACCUCAGCGCCAAAGGCUAUCGCUAUUUAAUAUACAGUGGCGACCAUGACAUGGUGGUCCCGCACUUGGCAACUCAAGCAUGGAUAAGAUUUCUGAACUAUCCAAUUAUUGAUGAUUGGCGACCAUGGAUGGUGCAAAGCCAAGUUGCAGGAUAUACAAGGACUUAUUCUAACAGGAUGACAUUUGCAACUGUCAAGGGAGGAGGGCAUACGGCGCCGGAGUACAAGCCUGCAGAAUGUUUGGCAAUGCUUACAAGGUGGAUAUCUGGACAGCCUUUGUGAUUGAGAAAACCAUCAUCAUCAUAAUAGAGAUGACAUAGCAUGCCAGAACUAAGGAAUAUGAAUGCUAGAAUAUUUGAACCAUCAUGCUAUUUGUAAUAGUAAUCCAUUGCUAUCUGCCGAGGUGAAACUAAUCGAUUAAUUUUACCUACGUUCACAUUGGUAAGGUUCAUCAUUGCUAUAUUAAGAAAAGUAGGGAAAUAAGAGCGUUUCAAGGACUUAGGAUCAAA